Molecule: messenger RNA, 2554 nt
Organism: Ictalurus furcatus (blue catfish)
Lineage: Eukaryota; Metazoa; Chordata; Actinopteri; Siluriformes; Ictaluridae
Gene: zpld1a
Product: zona pellucida-like domain containing 1a
Exons: 10
Coding region: 1313-2554 (413 amino acids)
Cellular component (GO): cell surface
Source: RefSeq, a predicted model, not a curated record
AUUCAGGCAUUCAUUUUCAAAUCACUGAAUGCUUCAUUACUCAUAAUUAAGUGAAAUAAAUUAAAAAUAAAGAAAUAUUGAACAGUAAUGUUUUGUUUGUGUUAAUCUACUGUAAUAUUAGACACAGGGGAGGGAGAAAAAAGCCAGGAACAAGUGCAGGCUUGUCUUUAAAGAGGGUCAUGCAGUGCAUGAGAAUAUGUUGGUUAAAAAUAAGGACGAUGUGAGACCAUGAAUAUGUCUUUUAUCUGGUCUAGUUUCACAAUAGCCUUUAAAAUAGAGUACGGCACAUAUGUCUGCUUGGCAUGAAGCCUUCCACUGGUGUGCAGAACUGGGAAAAGAUGAAUAGAGAGAGUGGGAGGGCAUGGACAGGUGGGAUAACGGCCUCAGCAGCCAUCAUGUGAGGUGGCUGUGGAAGUGCUGACUGAGGCAGCCUGAAACAAAGCCUCCAAAGUGGCCAGACGAUCCUGGACUUAGGUUGGCUCAUGCUGGCACACAAAAAGGCCAUCUCAGUCAGCGGUCCACUCAAUCGAUGAAAAGAUAAUUCCCCCCGCGCAGACCUCAUGCAAUGCUGGGGCCCGUUUGCGAACCCCGACAGAGAGAGAUCAAGCAGAAAGGAUAUGAGUGGGAAACUUCAAAACCCGCUCAUAUUUCUGGGUCCGUGAAAGGAUUUGUAUAACACAUUCAUUUUUUGAUGGAUUUUCCCAUGUUUCCCUGGACAGCCCUUUUUGUGGACAUGUUCGAAUAAAGUAACUCUUAUGAUGAAUCUUUUUUUUUUGAGAAAGUAAAAGCUAUGGGUGAGCUUGUUUUGCAGCGAUGCUGGCCAGUGUGAGGUCAGUCAGUCUCAUGCAGCAGGUGGGAGCACAUGGAGUACCGCUAACUCCUCGGCUGCCAGGGAAUCGGGUGAGUGCAGGGGGACUUGCACCGCCAUGAAGGUUAAACCGAGCUGGUUAAUAAUUUUAACAGGCAAGCUAAUAAUUUUAGACAAGCUCUUUGGAUUAACAAAAUACUGUAAUAAUGAGACAAUAGCGAGGCUGCUUUUAAUACCUGCAUAUUACAGGACUGAGAAUUCUGUAAAAAUUAUUUGGUUCACUUAUUCCUUGAACAUUAUUAAUUAUAAGAUAGAUUGUCCGAAGAGACAACAAAAUAAGUCUUGGCAUGUUUAUUUUUUCACAAAAUCCAGAACAGCCAUUUGAUACAAAUAUGAGAUAAUGAAUUGCCUUUUGGGAGUAAAAAAAAUAUUUUGUUGUUCUUGUCUUUUAUUUUCAGAGAGUCAGAAGGAAUUGCUAACAAGUUGUUUUUCUCAGGUGCUGACAUGGAACGUAUAUGUUUGAUUCUUUUGCUGUUAUAUAAAUUAUUAAUAGUUAAAGCACAGUUCAAUGGAUACAACUGUGAUGCCAACUUCCACAGCCGUUUUCCUGCUGAGCGGGACAUCAGCGUGUACUGUGGAGUACAAACUAUCACUCUAAAGAUUAACUUCUGCCCGGUGCUUUUCUCUGGCUACACUGACACUGACCUGGCCCUGAACGGGCGCCAUGGUGAUGCCCAUUGCAGAGGGUUCAUUAACAACAACACUUUUCCUACAGUGGUGUUGUUCAGCAUCAGCCUUAGCACAUUGGAGGCCUGCAGCAAUUUGCUAGUGGUGUCCACAGCUCAGGGGCCAAAUGCAUAUGGGAACCUUUCAUUGGUGCAGAUUGGGAAUAUAUCAGGGUACAUCGACACGCCUGACCCUCCUACUGUCAUCAGCUACCUGCCUGGACUGCUCUAUAAGUUCAGUUGCAGCUAUCCACUGGAGUACCUGGUGAACAACACACAGCUGGCAUCGUCUGCCGCAGCAAUUUCAGUAAAGGACAGCAAUGGUACAUUUAUAAGCACACUGAACUUACUGCUGUACAAUGACUCCACAUACGUCCAGCAUCUGGCCAUCCCAAUGGCAGGCCUCACUCUGAAAACUCGUGUGUUUGCUGCCGUCAAAGCUACAAACUUGGACAGGAGGUGGAAUGUGCUGAUGGAUUACUGUUACACCACUCCAUCUGGGAAUCCUAAUGACAAGCUCAGAUACGAUCUUUUCGUUGGGUGUGACAAGGACCCGCAGACGACAGUGUUUGAAAAUGGAAAGAGUCAGAUGGGUCGUUUCUCCUUUGAGGUGUUCCGCUUCGUCAAGCACAAGAAUCAGAAGAUGUCUACUGUCUUCCUGCACUGUGUGACCAAGCUGUGCCGCGCAGAUGACUGCCCCAUGCUUGUGCCGAUUUGUGGAAUGCGUAAGAAACGGGAUGUGUCCGAGAGUACGGAGUCUCAUGCAGUUUCUGGGAAUGCUGUUAUAACUGCUGGACCCAUCAUCACUAGGAGUGAUGAAACGCCAACCAACAACUCUCAGCUGGCUCUGCUAAACAGUGGUCCAUUCAAGAUGAACUCAGUAACGAGUGCUCUCGUAUCUGGCAUCAUCAUCCUGGCUGUAAUGAGCAUGUGCUUCUUCAUCUUCUCUCUGACCCUCCUGAAGAGGAAACGUCCACCUCCGAUGCCAUUGUCUGGGGCUCACAAUCCUGCUUUCAGCUAA